AGAGAAACAGGCGUGAUUAUCGCUUCGAGGAUGUCCCUCCUCAGACGCCGUAGUCAAUGCAUGGCCAGCGCGGAUCAAGUUGAAGGUGAGAGGCAGCGUAAUGCCGGGGAUCUUCAGCAUGUUACAGACCACCGUCCUUGCUGCUACGGACGGGGAUCAGGAGCCGACACCGCUGAUAAACAGAGAUGAGUUGUCCCUGUACACGGUGCCUCGGCAGGCGGCUCAGUAUACGGAGCCUGAAGCGGGUGAGCUGGAGCAGAGCGUGGCUAACCUCAGGAAGUUAGUGGAGCCAUACACGGCUUGGUGUCAGGUCACCUACGACAAAGUUAAACCCGCACUUCAGACUGUCGUCGACCUGGGUCAUGACACCUACGCCUAUUCGAAGGGCCACCCCAAAGACUUCUAUCCCCGGGCGGUAGUGGUCGGCCUCGCGGGUGUCCUGGGACUCUAUCACGCCAGAGGCUCCACGAUUAAAAAGCUCAUCUACCCCACGGGCCUGAUGGCUUUGUGCGCUUCCCUGUACUACCCGAAGGAGGCUGCUGCCGUCGCCAAGUCCACGGGGGAGUGCGCGUACGACUGCGCUGUGCAGAGCUACGUCGCCGUGGAGAAGAUCCUAAAGCCCUGAAGAACACCCGGCUCAGGAAUUAAAGCCUGAUUAUCCCAGCGGGACUCAGCAAUAAAAAAUAACAGCAACUUCUUCCAGAUACUGUAGAUUGACGUGUGCUAUUCUGACCUGCCCAUUUUAUGCACUAAGCUUCACAUGUAACUCAGGCUGGGCAUGGUUGGCCACUUGCUUGAAUUUAUCUCUUGCCUCUGAUUUGAAUGUUUAUUAUGUAGACUGCAUUAAAGAUAACUUUUACAUAAACCUCUGAGACAAGCCUUUUUAAAGACUAUUCGAUUCUCACUACUCGUCAUUUUAAGUGUCAAAGCCAUACAAUUAAAAUUGAGAUUCAUACAUUAGUGGAUGUUAAACCUUUUAAAUCACCAAGACCUCAUAUGUUUUGAACAGCAGAUUCUGGCCAAACAUUUAGUAAUUUUCCUCUAUGUAGAAUUCCACACACUAAGUACCUACUUUGAAGUCUAAGAGACUCUGCAAUAUCAAUUUAAAGAGACAAACAAUCAAUAAAAAGCAUAUGUUUACACAUUUUAAAUAAAACCAAGAAGUGUAAUUCCCACAAGGUACACAAGUUGGACCAACACUUUGUGACUGUGUAAUGUCUUUUAUUCAUCUCAGCCAAAAAAAAAAAAAAAUACAAAAAUUAAA
Messenger RNA from Betta splendens (Siamese fighting fish), 1264 nucleotides. Its product is annotated as MICOS complex subunit MIC26-like. Gene Ontology annotation, biological process: cristae formation. The transcript has a single exon. NCBI's taxonomy places the organism in Eukaryota, Metazoa, Chordata, Actinopteri, Anabantiformes, Osphronemidae. Gene Ontology annotation, cellular component: MICOS complex. The record is from RefSeq and is a predicted model, not a curated record. The coding region runs from base 101 to 625 and encodes 174 amino acids.